AUGCAUUUCAACUUCCCCUACCUCCUCGCCACCGCCACCGCGACAUGGGCUGCGGAACCGGCCCAGUCGAUGGGCUUCAUAGGCUGCUCCAUGGGCGAGAACGUCGCUGAAGGAUACGUCGCCGUCGGCGGGCAGCGCAUGUGGGGCCCAUACGGUACCGGCGGUCUGGUUGUUCAGUCGUGGACCAACAGCAGCUCGCAGGCCUGGCAGAUGUUCGACCAGCAAGUCGCCAAAUACGGCAAACCUGCCGCGGUCUGGGUGCAGAUCUGCAUUUUUGCGAACCCGGGAGCCACCUACGACGAGGUCAAGCAGCUCAUCGCCAACUCCCGCCAGCAUGCAGCGCCGGACGCCAAGAUCUACGUCACCGGACAGCCACUAUACGAUGCCGGGCAUACUUGCGGUUUGGCUGGGGCCGAUGGGCCACAGCUGACAGAUAGCCUGGCUAAACAGGCCGCUGCUGAUGCCUCCCAGAACGUGACCUACCCGGGUGCGUUCGCGCUGCACCCCGGUGAAGUGGCAGACAGCUGCCAUGCCAACAUGGGUGGGAUGACAUCGCUUGGCAAGCAAGCUGUGGGAUUUUGGGGUUGA
This is a messenger RNA of Diaporthe citri, 588 nucleotides long. RefSeq lists its product as uncharacterized. The transcript has a single exon. Bases 1 to 588 code for a protein of 195 amino acids. The record is from RefSeq and is a predicted model, not a curated record. Lineage: Eukaryota; Fungi; Ascomycota; Sordariomycetes; Diaporthales; Diaporthaceae.